This is a messenger RNA of Haliotis rufescens (red abalone), 3514 nucleotides long. RefSeq lists its product as uncharacterized. Gene Ontology annotation, molecular function: zinc ion binding. Lineage: Eukaryota; Metazoa; Mollusca; Gastropoda; Lepetellida; Haliotidae. The coding region runs from base 118 to 2064 and encodes 648 amino acids. The transcript has 3 exons. The record is from RefSeq and is a predicted model, not a curated record.
UACCAGUAUGUGUGCAUCAGAUAACGCAUAGCAGCUGACGGACCCGCCCCUCGACACAGUCGACAUGGCGUCGGGCAGACUGGAAGAAUGAGAAGUUAAAACUACUGACAAUUAAAGAUGGCGAUGCACAGGACAUUGACAGACAAUUUAUUGACGUGCAGCAUCUGCAUGGACGUCUUUGAUGACCCCUGUACACUUGUGUGUUAUCACACAUUUUGUCGGAAAUGUGUCGUUAGCUACACUGAAACCAGACCAGAAGCCAUCAGUGCCAAGUCUCUCCUCUGUCCAUUCUGUCGUAAGAUGACCAAAGUAGCCAAUUCAAACAGGCCAGUUGAAGAGUGGGCACAGGAGGUGAAACCCAGCUUCUUGAUUCAGGGUCUCAUGGAUUCCUUCGCUCCCUGCAGUCAAGGAACAAAUAACUGCAACUUAUGUGAUGAUGACGGGGAGGCAACUCUGGCUACAUCUUGGUGUUCUGACUGUGACGUCUCGCUGUGUGGUGGAUGUCUUAAGGCCCAUGUUCGUAAUCCUGCCUCCCGUCACCAUGACGUAUCUGACUUGUCAAGGGAUGUCAAGGUGAAGAAAAGACGCAAACCUAUGUGUAAAGAACAUCCAGAUCAGAGGAUUCAGUUCUGCUGCAAGGAAUGUAAGAAACUACAAUGUCAAUCGUGUUGCAUCUUGUAUCACAGAAAAUGUGAGUCCAUUGUCUCGCUUGAAUCUGUGUUGCCUAAAAUGCAAAACACUCUUCAAACUGUGAAACAGAAACUAGAGACUGAUUUAGCAACAUCAAACACUCGCCUUGCAAAGAAGGAAGCAAAAUGUACUGAAAUUAAUGAGAACAAGUCAAGCCUUCAGUCUCAGGUCCGAUCAGCAACCCACACCGCCAUUGACUUGAUAAAGAAGAAGGAAAGACAACUCCUGGAACAAAUAGAUGACGUCACAGAGAAACAAAUAGGACAGAUGAAAGGAGACAUUAAGCGUGAGGAGAUGGCCAGGCAGAUGAUUCGUCAACACUCGGAGUUGCUGGGCAGAGCUCUGGAGUCUGAGAGUGACGUGGUCAUCUGUGAGAUGUAUCUGUGGAGUGAGUCGGAGGAGGCAGCCACUGUGUGUGUCCCGGAGUCAGGUAUGGAGGAUGUAUCUGGGGGCAAGGCUUGUUUCAUACACGAUCGUCAUCUGAUGUGUGAGGAACUAAACGAUCUACACUUGGGUGUGGUUGAUAUCAUUGUUGGUGAUGUUUUUGAUUCUACAUCUACAGCAGUUCUGUAUGACACAGUGGACAUACAGGCAGAAGAUGAUAAGAAGAAACCCAAUGCUCUUGACGUGGCAGUGUUUGUUGUCGACAACACAGACACCAUAGUUGUGACAGAUUGUGACAACAAGUGUGUGAAAUCCUUCUACAAAAGAAACAAGAAGUCAUGUCAGAGUAAGCUGGGGGUACAAAGCGCUCCUCGAUGUAUUGCAAAAUUAAACAAUAAUAAAAUGGCUGUGACUCUCCAUGGCACUAAGGAAAUAAUAAUAGUAGAAGUGAAGCCUGAACUGGUUCUUCAAUCAUCCAUCUCCACAAGGAAGGGGUACUACGGUCUGACAUCCCUGACACCGACAACCCUGGCAGCAGGAUCCGGGGAUCCUCCCUGUGUGGACAUCCUGGACAUGACGGGGAAUGUGUUGAGGACCCUGGAUCCUGUCACAGAUGGAGAGAGUCUUGCAUCAGCUCCUUGGUUCCUCAGUACCACCAGGCAGGGUAACAUCCUCGUGUCUUACCUUGGAUACGCUCACAGGGUCCUCUGUUUGACUCCUCAUGGAGAUGUUGUGUUCAGGUAUCAUCCUACACAGCAGUGGCCUUUCUUUGCUGGAAUCACUGAAACCAACACAGGACAUAUCCUGGUUAUAGAUUACAAUGCACAAUGUGUGAUUCAACUCAGCGCUUCUGGGACGUUUGUGAGGGAAGUCUUGACGUCACGUGAUGGUAUUACAUCUCCGUAUGGUCUCUACCUGUCUGAAAGUCAGCACCUGUAUGUCAUCGAUGAUGACUGUGUGAAGAUCUACAGUUUUACAGGAAACACCUAAGAUGUGGAUGCAUAACGAUUGUACCUGAUAGAAUCCGUCACCAUCUGAGUGACAAUAGUUUAUGUAAAUAUGAAUUUCCAAUACAAGUGAACAAUCAGUCCAGACUGUCCGCCGAAACAGAUUAAAAUUUGACGUUAAGUGCAAAAUAGUUGUGAAAUUUAUAUGGAUGGACCAGUGAUAUUGAGUGAUGAUACCAGGUAGUCGCGAAAAGGGUAAGCAUGUCCGACCCUAUCGGUAGCACUCGACAAUCACACAAUUUACAUGACAAAAGAAGUAUUUGUCCCUGACGCGGCACAGCUGUACUCGUAUCGCGAGACGGCGACCUGUAAACAAACCAGACAAUCAAGUGAUCGAUGAACCAGAAUAUCCAGUGACACGUUAGUGCAGUAACUGAUUUUGUUGAAACUAAUGAAACCGAUACGUUAAAUAUACCCUACGAAUUAAAUGCACCGAUUCUGCUUCUUAAAAGAAAGAAGAACGUUUAAGAACUAUUAUGAGAGGCAGUGGUUGGGGGAUGCGUUUUUAUUGUGCCCACACCAGGGGUUCGCGAUGUUUGUGUCUGACAUUGGUGUGGAGCUGUGAGACAUCAAUAUGGUGAAUGUGAAUAAUGAAUGUACAGAACUGGAAUUGUCACUCGUCACACAAAUAUUCCGUUAUUAAAUGUGCAUGUAUUACGUGUAUAUUUAAGUUAGCGGGGAGGGGAGGGCGGAUUUUGGGUAAAAGCAAAGGUCACCAACAACGCGUGCCAUGUUGGAGGCGACUUAAUGGAUAAGGUGACCUGGUUAAUUUGCACGUCAUCGUAUCCCAAAUACAUGGAUCGAUGCUCAUGAUGUCAGUCACUGGACUAUCUGACCAGACUCGAUUAAUUACAGACCACCCUCAUAUAGCUGGAAUAUUGCCGAGUGCUGCGACGAACAACAAACAAACAAAAUCUGAGCGAAUGUCUGUUCAUCGACACCAACUACAACACUGCCGACAAGCUGGUUAAUUUACACAUGCUUAUAAUCCCACGAAACAGUCGUGAAUGCCAUGGUUAUCUAUCAGAAGUAUGGAAAAUAGUUUACAGAACUACAUCCGUUUCAUCGACAGUAUUAAUACCUCGCCAAGGCUCUGAACUCACUAUAUACCUCUGGGGACAGAUAACACGUACUUCUUCGUUGCCCAAAGGUUAUUCCUCGAAAUUAUCAGUUUGUUUCAAUCGGUAAAACGGUAUAUGAUUGGCUACGGAUGUGUCGUGAAUUGCCAAAAGAAUCCUAUAUAGCAUAUAUGUCUCUGUUCUCGAUAUACUAUUCUGCCUAGAUCAUACAAAUAUAAAUGGCAAAUGUUUCCGUAUCUUAUUUUUAACCGUUUAUUUGGCGCAGAAUAGACUUGUGAUUAAGAUUGCUAAACCUAUAGAUGCAAGUGCGACAUCCGCGUAGAAGCAGGCUGUAGUUUCUCUAAUGGCAGCUAU